ACCCUAAACCCCAACAUGCCUUCUCUCCUCUCCUCUAACCCCGGCCGGCCGCAGUCUGUCCCUCGGUCUCCCCUCUUCCUCUAAGCUCUCGCUGGCAAAGUCGCAACCUCUCGCCGCCGCCUCUCCUCUCUCCGUCUCCGGCCUCCGCUCGUCCGCCCAGCAACCCAGCUCCGCCUCCCUCGGCAGCGACCCGGCUCCGCUUCUCUCGUUUCCUCGCAGCUCGCCGCCUCCGACCCGCCGCCAAUCUUCGCCGCCGCCGCCCCCUAUCUCGCCCCUUCGCCGUUGGAACCGAGUUUGUGCUGGGAUGGCCGUGAGUCCGAGACGGACCGGCGUGUUUGACGAGGACGAAAUGUCGGAGGAUGAGAUGAAUGAUGUCGGCGAUGAAACUGUUGAUUCCGAAUCGGAAGAAUCGGACGCAGAGGAAGAAGAAGAAGAUGUGAAGUUGCCGGAGGCUAAGGAGAACGCCGUGUACGACAGGGACGGCAUCAUGGAUAAGCUUGGAGACAUGAGCUGGCCGCAGGACGUGCCCUGGAUACACCGGCUCGCCGUCGACGUCGAUCGCCAGCAGGAGCAAGAGGUCGACGUGAACGACGACCUCGCGCGGGAGCUCUCUUUCUAUACGCAGGCGCUCGAGGGGACGAGGGAAGCCUUCGGGAAGCUCCAGUCGAUGGGGCUUCCCUUUCUCAGGUCCUCGGACUAUUACGCCGAGAUGGUGAAGACGGAUUCGCACAUGGCGAAGGUGAAGGGCAGGCUUUUGGCCGAGAAGAGGGAGAUGGAGGAGGCGGAGGAGAGAAAGAAGGCGAGGGAGGCGAAGAAGCUGGCGAAGGAGGUUCAAGCCCAGAAGCAGAAAGAGAGGGCUAAGCAGAAGAAAGAGGGGAUAGAGGCCGUGAAGAAGUGGAGGAAGCAGAGGCAGCAGAGUGGAUUCGCGGGAGGCGAUAAGGACGGCGAACCGCCUUUCGAUUUCGAGGACGGGAAGGCUUUCGAGAGGUCCGGAAAGAAGAGGCCUGGUGUGGCCCCGGGAGAUCGGUCCGGAGGGAGAUCGAGGCAGGGUGGCGGUGGCGGCAAGGGAAGGAAGGGAAUGGACAAGAAGGUGAAGAAGAGGGAAACGCGAGACUCCAAAUUCGGGUUCGGGGGGAGGAAAGGCAUGAAGAAGCAAAACACUGCCGAGACUACCAAUGACUUGAAAGGCAUCAAGCAAAGUAAUGCCUCAGGAAAUAAGAAAAGGAAGAGGUGAUUGCGUUCUGGUAUCAUUCCCAUUCUACCGAGUCGUUGCGGAAGCAUGUGCAAGACAACUCUGUGGUAGGGGAAUGCUUUUUGAAAGCUUGCGGAGCGUAUAUGAUGUAGUGUUCGCGCUCAUACUUUUAGCUGCUGAUGCAGGAUAAGAAGUUUGGUUUUACUUUUGCUUAUUUGAUUUGAUUAUGUAGAACAUAGCCUUCUCUAUGUGAGUUAAUGCUGUUUUUGCUCA
This is a messenger RNA of Syzygium oleosum, 1465 nucleotides long. Its product is annotated as probable rRNA-processing protein EBP2 homolog. Gene Ontology annotation, cellular component: preribosome, large subunit precursor; nucleolus; nuclear periphery. The record is from RefSeq and is a predicted model, not a curated record. Gene Ontology annotation, biological process: ribosomal large subunit biogenesis; rRNA processing. NCBI's taxonomy places the organism in Eukaryota, Viridiplantae, Streptophyta, Magnoliopsida, Myrtales, Myrtaceae. The transcript is spliced from 2 exons. Bases 305 to 1234 code for a protein of 309 amino acids.